Hevea brasiliensis (rubber tree) is the source of this 2591-nucleotide messenger RNA. Its product is annotated as protein arginine N-methyltransferase 1.5. Bases 329 to 2278 code for a protein of 649 amino acids. Gene Ontology annotation, biological process: regulation of DNA-templated transcription; peptidyl-arginine N-methylation. NCBI's taxonomy places the organism in Eukaryota, Viridiplantae, Streptophyta, Magnoliopsida, Malpighiales, Euphorbiaceae. Gene Ontology annotation, cellular component: nucleus; cytosol. The record is from RefSeq and is a predicted model, not a curated record. The transcript is spliced from 24 exons.
CCGCGGCAACGAUUGCAGCCAAAUUCACUUGUACAACCUAAACCCUAAAACCUCAGACCUAAAACCUCAGCAUACUGUCACUGCCGUUUCUCCUUCACUAUCCAUCAACAUUGGAAGCUUUCUUUGUCUCUCGCAGUAGCUAUAGCCAUUUGAAGCCGCCGUUCGCCUUUCUCCCUCACAGCAGCUCAAGCCAUCGUUCACCUCUCCAUUGCUGAUUUGCUGCUGCCGUUCACCUUUCUCUUCACUAACCAUCAAGAAACUCAAGUAAGGUUACUUCUAGUAACCCUAGAAAGCAGCAGAGCACCAAGAAGAAGAAAAAGUGAGAAAAAUGCCUCUAGGGGAUAAGUUGGGAUGGGAAAAGAGCGAAUCUCGAUACUGUGGUGUGGAAACAGAUUUCAGCGAGGACAUGCCUCAGCUUCUCACUUUCAAUAUCUCCUCGGGUGGUUUUGAUUUUGUCGUUGCUCCUCUGAUGGAUCCCACUUAUAGACCGAGCUUGAUGGAAAAAGAUGGUGGUGGAUUGUGUGUUCUACCUUUUUCUGGGUCAGACUUAGUUUUGAGCCCCUCCCAGUGGAGCAGUCAUGUUGUGGGAAAAAUUAGUUCAUGGAUUGACUUGGAUUCAGCAGAUGAAACCCUUCGGAUGGAUUCUGAAACUACUCUGAAGCAAGAAAUAGCAUGGGCUAAUCAUCUUUCCUUACAGGCAUGCCUUCUACCUUGUCCUAAGGGUGCAUCCUGUGCUAAUUAUGCUAGAUGUGUGAAUCAGAUUUUACAGGGCUUGAACACUAUGCAGUUGUGGCUUAGGAUUCCACUGAUGAAGACUGAACAGGAUUCUAUGGAUGUAAACUCAAGUAAUUUGAUUGAUUCUUGGGAACUAUGGAAUUCAUUUCGUCUUCUGUGUGAACAUCACAGUCAGUUAGCCAUUGCACUUGAUGUUUUGAGUUCCUUGCCAUCAGUGAACUCACUAAUCCGUUGGUUUGGAGAAUCUGUUAGAGCAGCCAUAAUACAUACUGAUUCUUUCCUAACAAAUGCACGGGGUUAUCCUUGCCUCUCUAAGCGUCACCAAAAGCUUGUUACUAUGUUUUUUAACCAUUCCAUACAGAUUGUCAUUGGUGGAAAAUCUGUACACAGCAGUCCAGGGGCAAGCUCAAAUUUGGUUGCUAAUAAUUUCGAUAAUAAUGUUGAAAAAAGUGUGCAGAGGCAUCCCUUGAGGUCAUACUUGGACUAUGUAGGUUACCUCUUUCAAAAAAUGGAUCCCCUUCCCGAGCAAGAACGUUUUGAGCUUGGAUACAGGGAUUUUCUACAGUCUCCAUUGCAACCGCUCAUGGACAAUCUAGAGGCACAAACAUAUGAGACAUUUGAGAAAGACUCAGUGAAAUACAUCCAGUACCAAAGGGCAAUCAGUAAAGCUUUGCUGGAUAGGGUCCCUGAUGAAGCAAGCAUUACCACUGUACUGAUGGUUGUAGGAGCAGGACGUGGACCUCUUGUCCGGGCAUCAUUGCAGGCUGCUGAAGAAACAGGACGCAAGCUAAAAGUAUAUGCAGUGGAGAAAAAUCCAAAUGCAGUUGUUACCCUUCAUAGUUUGGUUAAGCUGGAAGGGUGGGAAGACAUUGUGACCAUAAUUUCUUGUGAUAUGCGUUACUGGGAUGCUCCUGAGAAAGCUGAUAUCUUGGUUAGUGAAUUGCUUGGAUCAUUUGGUGACAAUGAGCUGUCACCUGAGUGUCUUGAUGGUGCCCAAAGGUUUUUGAAGCAAGAUGGAAUCUCAAUACCAUCAUCGUAUACAAGUUUCAUCCAACCAGUGACAGCUUCAAAACUCUAUAAUGAUGUUAAGUCACACAAAGAUAUUGUGCACUUUGAGACUGCAUAUGUUGUCAAAAUACAUAAUGUUGCUAGACUUGCUCCUUCUCAACCUGUCUUUACAUUUACUCAUCCAAAUUACACAUCUACGAAAAGCAAUCAGCGCUAUAAAAAGCUGCAGUUUGAGAUUGCGAAUGAUGCUGGGUCAGCCAUGGUGCAUGGAUUUGCUGGCUACUUUGAUGCAAAGCUCUACAAAGAUGUACAUCUUGGUAUUGAACCUUCAACAGCGACACCAAACAUGUUCAGCUGGUUUGCCAUAUUUUUCCCAUUAAGGAUACCAGUGUGCAUACAACCUGGUUCUCCUCUACAAGUACAUUUUUGGCGUUGUUGUGGCGCUUCAAAGGUUUGGUAUGAGUGGUGUGUGACAUCUCCCGCUUCAUCAGCUGUCCAAAACAGCAAUGGACGUUCAUAUUGGGUUGGUCUUUAGGUUUAGGUUUAACUCAAUUCUCCAAAUAGAUUUUUGGUAGUAGAACAUGUCAAUUUGAUGAAUAUACCGACUUCCUGGAACCUGAGGAAACUAAGCCAAGAUCUGCAUGGUUCAUAAUCUUGUGCGUAUUUACAAGUGACAGCUUGAAUUAUAUCGUGUGAUGAUUAAGGUCUUUUUUUGUGUUCAUGCCAUCAAAAUACUCUGCAAUACAUCAGUUCAGAAGAUAACUUGAAGAAAAUGGUUGCAGGGUAGUGUUUGUGAGCCAAAGCAGCUUCCAAAUUUUGCUAGUCUUAUAUGAUCUCAAUUUUCAAAA